GUUCCGACCCGCGGUACGAGUAAGUAACGAGGAUAAAAGUAUUAAUUUUUAAAAGUGGUGCUACCGUGUAGGACCCCAAGCUUAGUGUUGUGACUAAACAAUCAUGAUAAUCCUAUUGAUCUGGGUGACGGUGCUGGUCGCCGCCGUGGUGCUGUACUUCAGACAGCUCUACUCCUCAUUCAAUCGCCAUGGCAUCAAGCACAUUAAGCCAGUACCUAUCUUCGGCAACAUGGGCGGCAUUCUGUUACGCAUUGACCAUAUUUGUGAUAAUAUUGUGAAGCUGUACAAUGACUUCCCUGAGGAGAGGUUCGUCGGUAGAUACGAGUUUGUGAGUGAGCUGAUCCUGGUCCGUGACAUCGAGCUCAUCAAGAAGAUUGCCGUCAAAGACUUCGAACACUUCCUCGACCAUCGCUCUCUAUUCAGCAACAGUGAAUCCUAUUUCUCCAGGAACCUGUUCUCUUUGAGAGGUCAAGAAUGGAAGGACAUGCGGUCUACUUUGAGUCCAGCGUUCACCAGCUCAAAGAUGCGUUUGAUGGUGCCUUUCAUGGUAGAAGUCGGAGAACAGAUGAUGCAGUCACUCCAUCAAAGUAUAAAACAAUCCAAAGAUGGCUCCAUAGACAUAGAAUGCAAGGACCUGACAACCCGCUAUGCUAACGAUGUGAUUGCGUCCUGUGCCUUCGGUCUGAAGGUGGACUCGCACAAUGACAAGAACAACACUUUCUAUGCGCUGGGCAAGGAGACCUCCUCGUUCAAUUUUCGACAGAUGAUGACCUUCUUCUUGCUGAUUAAUGCACCAGCUUUAGCCAAGUUAUUAAAGUUGGAUUUCCUCUCGGAGUCAUCAAAGGAGGCGUUCAAGAAGCUGGUACUUGGUACAAUGGAAAACCGAGAGUUAAAGAAGAUCAUCAGACCCGACAUGAUUCAUUUGUUGAUGGAAGCUAAGAAAGGCAAACUGACUCAUGAUGAAAUCAAAUCCAAUGAUUUAGCAGCUGGAUUUGCGACUGUAGAAGAAUCAGCUGUCGGACAGAAAGAAAUUAAUAGAGUAUGGACUGACGAGGACCUCGUAGCACAAGCAGUACUGUUCUUCAUAGCCGGUUUUGAGACCGUAUCAUCAGGAAUGUCCUUCCUUCUCUACGAGCUGGCUAUGAACCCUGAUGUUCAGGAUAGGUUGGCGCAGGAAAUCAAGGAGAAUGAUGCUAAGAACGGCGGCAAGUUCGACUUCAACUCCAUACAGAACAUGGUCUAUAUGGAUAUGGUUGUGUCAGAGCUUCUUCGACUUUGGCCUCCUGGCGUAGCCCUUGACAGACUUUGCACUAAGGACUACAAUAUGGGCAAACCUAACGCUAAAGCAGAGAAAGAUUUCAUUCUCCGCAAAGGUAGUGGAAUCUGGAUUCCAGUUUACCCAAUCCACCGAGACCCUCAACACUUUCCCAACCCUGACAAGUUCGACCCAGAGCGCUUCUCGGAAGAAAAUAAACACACGAUUAAUCCUGCCGCGUAUAUGCCCUUCGGUGUCGGACCUAGGAAUUGCAUUGGGUCCAGAUUUGCGCUUUGUGAAAUAAAAGUAAUGGCGUACCAGAUCUUACGAGAGAUGGAGGUGUCUCCUUGCGCAAAGACCUGCAUACCAGCCAAGUUGUGUAAGAACACCUUCAACCUGAGGCUCGAAGGAGGACAUUGGUUAAAAUUCAAACCGAGGACGAAUUAAGGAUUUUCGACUUUAUUACAAAGAGAUUUUGUCUACCUGUAGACAGUGCUGUAGGCACUAUAAUGAUCAAAGAUAUUUUUGUUAGUGACACUACUUAAUAAGGUUUUAUUGUGUAUCUAAAAGAGAGUAGAAAAUCUAUUUGUCAAUUUGGCGUAAUAUAAAGUUGUCCACUAAUGAUACUGUAAGCAUUUUGUACCUUUAAAAGUUUUAAUAGUCUGGUAUAUUUAAGUAUUGGUUUGCUAACGACUGAUGUGUACAAUAAUAAUUUUGUUUUACACCAAAGGUGUUAACACGUUAAACGCCAUUGGGGUUAGCGGCGACCGACAUUAGAUGAGGGGUUCUAGGUGACCAACAACGUGAGCGGAGGGAUAGCCUUCAAUAGUUUUCUAUUGGCAGUCAAAGCUUUAAUAUGAUAUUGAUGAUGAUGUGAUUUAAUUAAUACAAUUUGAAAAACAUUGUUUAGAAGUGAGUUGCAACUGGAUAUAAUUUUACGGUGCACCCGAUUAUGGGGCAAUUGAACAGUUGCCUACAUAUAAUGAUAUUUUGUAUAGUUGUAACUAAGAUUAUUUUAUUGUGAUAUACGAUAGGCUAAGGUUAUUUCAUUACAAAAGUACGUAAGUAAAAUAAAUUAACACAAUAUCAUCUGUUGUUUC
Molecule: messenger RNA, 2355 nt
Organism: Spodoptera litura
Lineage: Eukaryota; Metazoa; Arthropoda; Insecta; Lepidoptera; Noctuidae
Product: cytochrome P450 9e2-like
Molecular function (GO): heme binding; monooxygenase activity; oxidoreductase activity, acting on paired donors, with incorporation or reduction of molecular oxygen
Source: RefSeq, a predicted model, not a curated record